AUGGACGGUAAAAGGCAUCCGAGCUCGUUUCAGCAGCUUGAGAAACUCGGCGAAGGCACAUAUGCAACUGUCUUCAAAGGUCGAAACCGGCAAACGGGAGAGCUCGUUGCACUCAAAGAAAUCCACCUAGACUCAGAAGAAGGCACACCCUCGACUGCGAUUCGAGAAAUCUCACUUAUGAAGGAGCUCAAGCACGAGAACAUUGUCGCACUCCACGAUGUCAUCCAUACCGAGAACAAGUUGAUGUUGGUCUUCGAAUAUAUGGAUGGUGAUCUGAAGAAGUAUAUGGACACCCAUGGCGACAGAGGUGCCUUAAAGCCACACCAGAUCAAGUCAUUCAUGUACCAACUCCUGAGAGGCAUCGACUUUUGCCACCAGAACAGGGUUUUGCAUCGAGAUCUGAAGCCUCAGAAUCUCCUCAUUAACGGCAAGGGACAGCUCAAGCUUGGCGAUUUCGGGCUGGCCCGUGCCUUCGGCAUUCCCGUGAAUACCUUCUCCAAUGAGGUCGUCACGCUAUGGUAUCGUGCGCCCGACGUCCUCUUGGGAAGCAGGACGUACAACACAAGCAUCGAUAUCUGGUCUGCAGGAUGUAUCAUGGCGGAGAUGUACACCGGCAGGCCGUUGUUCCCCGGCACAACGAAUGAAGAUCAAAUUAUCAGAAUUUUUCGUAUCAUGGGAACACCCACCGAGCGCACUUGGACCGGUGUUACCCAAUUUCCCGAGUACAAGCCGACGUUCCAGAUGUACGCCACCCAGGAUCUUCGUCAGAUUCUUCCCCAAAUCGAUCCGACGGGUAUCGACCUUCUUCAGCGGAUGCUCCAGCUACGCCCUGAACUACGUAUCAGCGCCCAUGAAGCCCUCAAGCAUCCUUGGUUCAACGAUAUCGUCAUGCAGCAGCAUCAGCAGCAAGCUUUGCAAGCACAAGCUAGAGCCUACCCGGGACAGGGGUCUUACGAGACAUACUGA
Molecule: messenger RNA, 966 nt
Organism: Colletotrichum graminicola M1.001
Lineage: Eukaryota; Fungi; Ascomycota; Sordariomycetes; Glomerellales; Glomerellaceae
Exons: 2
Coding region: 1-966 (321 amino acids)
Biological process (GO): protein phosphorylation
Cellular component (GO): nucleus; cytoplasm
Molecular function (GO): cyclin-dependent protein serine/threonine kinase activity; ATP binding
Source: RefSeq, a predicted model, not a curated record